Messenger RNA from Colossoma macropomum (tambaqui), 2226 nucleotides. RefSeq names its product complexin 2, like (gene cplx2a). Lineage: Eukaryota; Metazoa; Chordata; Actinopteri; Characiformes; Serrasalmidae. The record is from RefSeq and is a predicted model, not a curated record. Bases 641 to 1045 code for a protein of 134 amino acids. The transcript has 4 exons. Gene Ontology annotation, cellular component: SNARE complex; terminal bouton. Gene Ontology annotation, molecular function: syntaxin binding. Gene Ontology annotation, biological process: regulation of neurotransmitter secretion; neurotransmitter transport; synaptic vesicle exocytosis.
CCUUUAAUGAGUGAGAGUUGCUGAGAGAGGACGUGGCGGUACAAACAGCGCGGCUAGCCUGGCUGUUUUCCCCCAUUAGCCACGUUUAUCUGCCGUGGUCUGCGACUGAAACCCGCCCGGUACGGCGAGUGGACUUCGUCGCGGUAUAGUCAGAUACAGGAGUGAAGGCUGGGGAGUUCUGGUAAACCCAGACUGGACUGAGCUGCGCUGUCGGAACCGCUCAGUUCGCUCAGCUUGUUCACCACGUUAGCUAUGCUAAGCUAAUCACAGACUGGUUAUUUUUCGCGUGUUUACCUUUUUAUCAGAUCCGCGCGGACUUCAUGUCUCGUGUGUGUGGGAAAAGCAGGUACGCUGUCUGGCCCGGAGUCAGCAGGUCAGCCGGGCUUACUCCUCCAUGGGGCGACAGCGGAAUGAACACGGUUAGCCUAGCCUAGCCUAGCCUAGCCUAGCUUAGCUAGCCUGUUCUUCUGUUCUGCUGGUGGCGGUCGAAGCCAAACUGAACGCUGCUGCUCCCCUUGUGUUCAACUAAAGGAUUGUUCUCAAACAUAUGUGGACGUGGGACGAAUUUAAUGACCAAAAAGGGCCGAAAAAGGAACACCGGAGACCCUGUGAGUGAGCGAAGAGGAGCCGCAGAGCAGACAUGAACUUCGUGAUGAAAGCCGCUCUGGGAGGGGGUCCCCCUGAUGUGGGGAAGAUGCUGGGAGGAGAGGAGGAUAAAGACCCCGAGGCGGAGAAAGAGAAAGAGGAGGAGAGGCAGGAGGCUCUAAGGCAGCAGGAGGAGGAGCGGAAAGCCAAAUAUGCCAAGAUGGAGGCCGAGCGGGAGGUGAUGAGGCAGGGCAUCAGAGACAAGUACGGUCUAAAGAAGAAGGAGGAAGCCGAGGCCGAAGCGCAGGCGGCCAUGGACGCGGCCAGCGAGGGCAGCCUGACGCGUCCGAAGAAGGCCGUGCCGUCCGGGUGCGGAGACGACGACGAGGAAGAGGAGAGCAUCAUGGACACGGUGAUGAAGUACCUGCCGGGGCCGCUGCAGGACAUGCUGAAGAAGUAACACGUUGUCGACAUGGCGACACAGCUUUACGUACUAUUAAUAUUCUUCUUCUUAUUAAUAUUAUUACAAUUGUAAUGCGUGCUUCCGCUUUCAAACAGCAGAGGGCGCACUAGAGCAAGAGAGCAACACGACAUUACAAAAAACACCAUCGUUGUUUCGCAGAGGUUUUGUAAAUAGAAUUUAGCUGUUCUAGGUAAGAAGGAAGGGCAGUACGUUUCAAAAUAUAAGCCAUAUUUUAUCUUUAACGGGAAAUGCUGAAUCCUAAGUUCCGAUAUUGUUUCUUAUUAAACACAAACGAAAAACACGUAGGCUACGAUGUUUGCAUGAAAUGUAGCUUGAAAAAUCGACUUCCACCGUUUUGUACUGUCAACCAGCAAUUUUCCUCGAUUUAUUAGCUGUGUAUUAGCUAAAAGAGCUAGCUACGUACUAGCUAAACAUCUUUAGUCUAACGCGAAACAUCGCAAUCACUAGCGGAAACGUCUCAUCUAUGCAUGUAUCCAUCACGUAGACUGUGUGCUUAACCACAUCUUUGGUGCAAAGGCUAAAAUAACAUAGAAGGCAAUAAAUUUUUAGCUUAGUCGAUGCGCAUUUGCUGAACAUACCAAAACUCAGUCGAUCUCGAAGCUAAACUCUCUCAGCGGACCGACCUAUAGAGCACAGGUUUGAGUCACAUGAGGCCUCAACACAUUCUUAACAGUGCAGAAAAGACAUAGGUUCAUUUAAAGUCCUUUUUAGUGUGAUAUAAUAACACAAUACACACUUCAGGUACAGGAUCCACGAAAGAAUUCGCACCACUGACUUCAGAGUUGGCUUAGAAUUGACUGUAACACGGAGGGUCAGCAUCGAAUCCGUUCGUUCGGACUUUCUUUCGGACCGUUUUCUGGAACUUUCUUAGCAAUAACAGUUUCUUCUGUUUGCUUAGCUUGUGAGAAACCAAUGAUAAACACAAUCUGAGUGAAUGACGAAUGUAACGUUAAUCGGAGAGACUGUGUCUGGGGCGAAAUACGCAAAGAGAAAUAAUGGGCAUUAUAGCAAUAUAAUGAUCAAUCAUGUGCUGUCAUUUGUUGCAUUUCAGGCUUUUUGUUUGCUCGCCUUAAACUGAUGCCUUUAUUAACGAUUAUGAUCAACGGAAAUGUAUUGUACUGUCACUUAAAACCAUUAAAAACACUACUAAAAACCUC